AUGGCCCUCCUGCUCCCUCUACUGACGACCCUGCUGGUGGGCAGCUAUGGCCCUGCUGGAUCUCUGGGCUGUGACCUGCCUCAGAAUUCUGUCCUGCUUAGCAGGAAGACCUUUGUGCUUCUGGCCCAAAUGAGGAGAAUCUCCCCUUUCUUGUGUCUGAAGGACAGAAGUGACUUCAGAUUCCCUGAGGAGGUGGUAGAAGGCAGCCAGUUCCAGAAGGCCCAGGCCAUGUCUGUGCUCCACGAGAUGCUGCAGCAGAUCUUCAGCCUCUUCCACACAGAGCGCUCCUCUGCUGCCUGGAACCCGACCCUCCUGGACGAGCUCCGUGCUGGACUUCAUGGGCAGCUGGAAGACCUGGAGACCUGCCCAGUGCAAGCGAUGGGAGAAGAAGAAUCUGCUCGUGUAACUGAGGGUCCAAUACUGGCCUUGAAGAGGUACUUCCAGAGAAUCCGUGUCUACCUAGAAGAGAAGAAAUACAGUGACUGUGCCUGGGAGGUUGUCAGAGUGGAAAUCACGAGAUCCUUCUCUUCAUCAACAAACUUGCAAGAAAGGUUAAGAAGAAACGCUGGAGACCUGCAGUCAUCUUGA
Cynocephalus volans (Philippine flying lemur) is the source of this 588-nucleotide messenger RNA. Its product is annotated as interferon omega-1-like. Gene Ontology annotation, biological process: defense response. The transcript has a single exon. Gene Ontology annotation, cellular component: extracellular region. The record is from RefSeq and is a predicted model, not a curated record. Gene Ontology annotation, molecular function: cytokine receptor binding. The coding region runs from base 1 to 588 and encodes 195 amino acids. NCBI's taxonomy places the organism in Eukaryota, Metazoa, Chordata, Mammalia, Dermoptera, Cynocephalidae.